This is a messenger RNA of Phyllopteryx taeniolatus (common seadragon), 1227 nucleotides long. Its product is annotated as major histocompatibility complex class I-related gene protein-like. The record is from RefSeq and is a predicted model, not a curated record. The coding region runs from base 1 to 1227 and encodes 408 amino acids. Gene Ontology annotation, biological process: immune response. Gene Ontology annotation, cellular component: external side of plasma membrane. The transcript is spliced from 8 exons. NCBI's taxonomy places the organism in Eukaryota, Metazoa, Chordata, Actinopteri, Syngnathiformes, Syngnathidae.
AUGGCGAAGCUGAACUUGUGUGUCUUGUUUGUCGCGGCUGCGCAAAUCCACAGCGUGACGCCCGUGCUUCACACGCUCAAGUAUUUCACGACAGCAUCGUCUCAAAUUCCAAACAUCCCAGACUACUUUGAUGUCGGUUAUGUUGACGACGUUCCGAUUUCGCGCUACGACAGCAAGAGCAGGAAAACAAAACCCAAACAGGACUGGAUGAACAAAAUCACAGCAGAUGAUCCUCACUACUGGGAGAGAGACACACAGAUCAGUAUUGCUGAUGAGCAGGUCAACAAAGUCAGCAUCGAAACUGCCAAAGAGCGCUUCAACCAAACUGGAGGUGUUCACAUGAUCCAGGUGAUGUUCGGCUGCGAAUGGGACGACGAGACCGAUGAGGUUGAUGGUUGGCGACACUACAGUUACGAUGGAGAAGCCUUCAUCUCGUUGGAGGUGAAGACAAUGAGAUGGAUCGCAGCUCACCCACAAGCUUUCGUCACCAAACUCAAGUGGGACCGGAACGAACUUUUGAAUCUAAACCAGAAGCACUACUACACUGAGAUUUGUCCUUCUUACUUGAAGAAGUAUUUGACCAAUGGGAGGGACUUCCUGAUGAGAACAGAGCUUCCCACGGUGUCUCUCCUCCAGAAGACGCCGUCCUCUCCGGUCACCUGCCACGCGACGGGUUUCUACCCCAGCGCGGCCGCCCUGUUUUGGAGGAAGGACGGCGAGGAGCUCCACGAGGACGCGGAGACGGGAGAGACCCUCCGCAACCACGACGGAACCUUCCAGAUGACGGCCGACCUGAAAGCGGAGGUGACCGAUGAAGCCGAGGGCCGCUACGAAUGCGUGUUCCAGCUGUCCGGCGUGGCGGACGACAUCGUCGUCAAGCUGGAGAGAAGAAGCAUCCGGAGCAACGCGCGCAUCCGAGAGGAAGAAAAGAGGAAGAUGGCGCUGGCCGUCGCUGUCCCGCUGGCGGUCCUCGCUCUGGCGGCGGCGGCGGUCGCGGUCCUCGUCAAGCUUUACAAAAGCAGACGAGCCAAAUACGAUCCAGCUUCCGUCGACGCCGAUUCCGAGCCCGCCUCCGAGCCCGCCGCCCCGACGCCCGCUUCCGAUUCGGGCAACCGCGGCGCCCGCCAGGCGGCGUCCUCGCCAGUUCGCGUUUCGCCAACGAAGAAGAACGCAAACAAGAUGGAGACGGUGCCCGUCGCAGUCAAGAUACGUCAUUCGUUUCGCUAA